AUGAAUAAAAACAAUAACAAUAAUAAUACACCAACAUCAUCAUGGAAAUCAGGAACUACUAAACCCACUACAACAACAACUACAACAAAUACAACAACAACCAAUAAUAAUCCUACUUCACCUAAUAAAACACAAACAUCAAAUGAUCUUGAUAUUGUAUCAAUAUUAUCAGCACCACCACCUUCUACUAAAAGAGUUUUCGAUCCAACUUCUACACCAAUAAAAGAUAAAAAGAGUACAGGAAGCACAGGUAGUAAUAGUUCAGGUAGUAAUAGUAAUUUAUCAUCACCAACUAAAUCAUUAACAAUUGAACAACAACAACAGCAACAAUCUAUUGGAAGAAAUAAUAGUUUUAAUAUUGGUAGUUUAAAAGCAAAUUCAUUGAGUAAUAGUUCAACAAGUAUAGGUAGUGAUGUUAAUUUUAUAAAUGAUCCAAAAUUAAAAAAUACAAAUAAUAAUAAUAAACAACAACAACAACCAAUAAAUAAAGAAUUAAUUGAUAGUAUAUUAAAUGAUGAUAUUAAUGAUGAUGAGGAUGAUGAAGUUGGUGAAAUAAUAAUAAAUAAUAAUAGUACUAUAAAUAAUUUUAAUUCUGACACAGAGUCAGAUUCAGAGGAGGUCGAUCCAGAGAUUUUAAAGAAAAUAUUGAAUGAGCAAGAUGAUGAUAUUAUAAUUGACGAAAGUAUGACAGUGGAUGAUAUUUUAAAAGAGGUUGCAACUCAAGAGGAUCAAGAGGAGAGUGAACUAUUGAAUGAGUUUAUAAAGUCACCAAUUCUAUCACAGAUUCAACAGGAAUUGGAUAUAAUGGAAUCACAGCAACCAAUGCUAUGGCAAUCGAGAAACAAUAGGUUGGUAGUGAAUGGAAUUGUAGUGGAACCACAAUCCUAUACAAAGAUAUCUGAACAAUUAUCAUCGAGCGAUAUUAGAAAAGUGGUUGGAUAUCCAACAUGUUUCACUGUGUCAAAGUUUAUUUGCAUUGGUACAUCGCAUGGGUAUUUGAUGAUUUUCAACUUCAACCAAGAGUUACUAUCGAUUAUCGGAGGUUCCAUAUGCUCUGAUUGCGGCCCUGUCACCGCCAUAGAUUCGCCAUCAUGCAGGGUCAACGAGGACUGGCUGGUCAGCGGCCACCAGUCAGGCCAUAUCAUACUGUGGGAUAUAGUGGGUGGCAAACCUAUCAAGGUCAUAGACAGAAUCCAUAAGUUGCCAUUGGUACACUUGAAAUUCUUUGCUGAUGGCGCCAGAUUCGUAUCGUCCGAUUCAAAUGGUAUCACUAAUAUCAUCUCGAUUACCAAAGGUUUCAUGUCAAUUGGUACCGAUCAACAAUUGUUACUAAAUGGUAACUUAGGUCCAGUAUUGUCCAUCGCGUUAUUAUUACCAGGCAAUCACGACCAUCCAACUGAUAGACAAGGUAUUGUGGCAUUAGCAACAAGUAGAAAAAUAUUAAUUAUUUCAACCUCAAGUGAUGGUGUUUCAAUUUUAAAUAAUAAAAUUACAAAACCAAAAAAUAUUAAUAAUAAUAGUGCAUCAGAGGGAGGUAGUGGCGGAGCUUUACCAUAUUUAUCAUGGCGUAGAGUGAUUUAUAAUAGAUCAUUAGGACAUACUAAACCAUUAGAACCAAUACUUGCAAUUGGUUGGGGUACAUCAAUUCAAUUACUUCAAAUUGUGACAGCACCAAAUGAUUUUAAAUUUCAAGCACCAGAAUUUAUAGUUGUAGCAAAUUAUCAAACUGAUCAUACAAUUUGUGGUUUGGAAUGGUUAGAUAGUCAAACUAUAUUAUUCCAAAAUUCAAAAGAUGAAUUAAGAGUAUUUGAUCCAUUCGCAUUGGAGGAGGUUGAAAGUGUUAAUAUCAAAUCUAUGCAAUUAAUUCAUCAUUCUAAAUAUCAAGGUAUUUCAGUAUACUCAUUUCAUAGUAGUAUUAAAACAUUGAAAUCUAGAAUUUAUUUCUUGGGUUUAAAUGGUUUAUUCACAGCACAUAUUUUAACAUGGAUAGAGAGAUUAUCAAUAUUGACCACCAAUGGCCAAUGGUUUGAAGCAUUAUGUUUAGCAUUGGAUUUCUAUGAAGGUAAAGCUAAAGCCUGCACAGGUCUAUCAAGUAAUACUGUGGAUUCUAAAUACAUCACGUCAGAGAAAAUCGUUGAAAUCAUAUCAAACCUUUGUCAAAGCAUUUUCAACAUCACUCAACCGGAAUUGUUGGCAGGUAAAUCGUUAAUACCAAAGAGCUACUAUCAACAAAUGGACCCUCGUAUUGAAUAUCUCAACAUUUACCAACAAUUGGCAUUGAUUUCAAUUGAAUUUUGUAUUGCUAUAAAAAGAACCGAUUUACUAUUUGGUGAAGUUUUUAAUUAUUUCUUUGAUAAUGAUAUGAAGAGUUGUAUAUUGGAUUUCUUGGAACCCUAUAUUCUAAAUGAUAGACUCACUCAUUUAAACCCAGAGGUUAUGCAAUACAUGAUGACCUAUUACCAAGAUUUGGGUAUAUUAGUUAGAGCAGAACAAUGUGUACUACAUUUGGAUAUCUCUUCAAUCGAUUUUCAUCAAACGGUGGUGUUAUGUAGAAAACAUGGGCUUUACAGCGCAUUGAUUUAUCUCUACAAUAAAGGAUUGAAUGAUUAUAUCACACCAAUGGAAGAUAUGAUGGAAGUUGUAAUUAAACCAAAUAAUUUAAAUAAUCAACCAACUGAAAUGGAUAAAAAUUCAAAAAGUGUAGCACAAAGAUUACUACUCUAUUUACAACUUAGUCUAUCGGGUAAAUCAUUUCCUAGUGGUCUAAUAGCACCAUCACGUGUUUUAUCAUUAAAAUCUGAAAUCUAUGAAUACCUCUUCCUUUGGAAUAUCGAUCCUGAUGAUCCAACACCAUAUCCAAGAAUUUAUAAUUUAUUAAAAAUGGAUACAACUGAAUUAUUAAAAAUUUUAUCAUUAGGUUUUUAUGAUAAAGGUUUUCAAAUGUCACCAAAUCAGCAACAGCAACCACAACAACAACAACAACAACAACAACAACAAAAUGAAAAUAAUGAAAACUAUUUAGAUGAAACUAUACCACAAUUAAGUGUACCAAAUUUACCAUUAAAUUUCCCAGUUUCAAGAUCAAAUUUAACAACAUUUAAUAUGAUCUCUGUAUUAUUAUUAAUUGUUAUCGAUAAGAGUCAACAUCCUUAUGAAUUGAAACCAAAUAAUAAAUGGCCAUUUUCAUUCCAACAACAAGGUCAACUGCUUUGUAUAUUAGGUAAAGUUUUCAUUGAUGGUUUAUUUCGUGUUGAUAAUAAUCUAUUAAAUAGAAUCAUUGGUAUGUUAUCAGUUACACCAAUUGAAAAUACACCAAUGUUUGAUUUAAAAACUAGACAAAGUGUAUUAUUAGAUAUUUUAAAGAUUAUACUCAAUAAUAAUAAUAAGAAUAAUAAGAAUAAUAAUGGUGGUAUGGCAAAUUUAGGUAGUGAUAUAAAUUAUGAUAAAUUAUUAGUUAGUUGUGAAGGUAAUGAAUUCUUUAAAGUUUGUCAAUACAUUUAUAGUAUAAAGAAUAAUUUCAAUAGAAUGAUCACUUGUCAAAUUAAAGAUCCAGAUAAUAAACAACAUUCAUUCGAUUAUAUUAGAGAGAUUUUAGCAAGACCUUCACUAACAAUUGAACAACGUGAAACUGUAAAAAAUACAUCAAUUUCAAAUUUAGCUCAACUCAUUCUAAUUGAUAGUGUUAAAACUGCUCAAUUAAUUAUGGAUUGUUUCUCUAGUGAUCAUGAAAAAGUUUUAAGAGAAUUAAGUUCAUUUCCAAAAUUACAAUUUACAUAUUUACAAGGUUUAUUUAAAAAAGGUACAACUAGUUCAAAUAAUAAUAAUGGCAAUAAUAAUGGUAAUAAUAAUAGUAAUAAUAAUAAUAAUAAUAAUAACAAUGGUAAUGGUAAUAAUAAUAAUAAUGACUUAUCAAUUAUUCAACAAUAUGGAAUACAUAUUUCACAAGAAACUCAUGAACUUUAUUUAAGAUUAAUGUGUAAUUUUUCACCAGAAUUAGUUAUACGUUAUUUAUCAUCAAAUGAUGAUUAUCCAUUAGAUAGUUGUUUAAAGAUUUGUCAACAAUUUAAUAAUUUGGAAGGUUCAAUUUAUUUAUUAGAGAGAAUUGGUGAUGUUUUUAAAGCAUUGGAUAUGUUAUUAUUGAUAUUGAAAGACAAGUUGGAUGAAUUAUUGAAAUACUAUGUUCAAGUAUUUGCAAAUGUUAAACAAUUAAAAGAAUCUGAUGGUAAUAAUAAUUUACAAGCACCAAGUAAGCAAGAGAAACAAGUGAUGACUGAUCUUUAUUCGGCCAUUUCAUUAUGUCAACGUAAUUCACCAAAAUUACAAGAUUCAGAGAAUGAGCCAUUAUGGUUCAGAUUAUUCGAUACCAUUGUAACUUGUAUUCAAAGAAUUAAACAGCAAUCGAAUCAAGGUGUUUUUAGUAAACAAUCGGCAAUCUAUUGGAAAUCUUUGAAUUUCCUCUCGAAAUUAGUUCAUUCAAUUUUAAAUUCAAUGAUGGGUUAUGUUGCAUUGCCUGUGAUUCUCUCAAGAAUUGUCAAUGAAUAUGGUGGUAAUGAGUUGGGUGAUUUCAAAUCAAUUAUCACCGAUAUGAUGGAUACUUGUACUUUUGAAACUAUAAUCUUAAAGACUGCAAAUGACUUGAUUCAAGCUGAUAUGUUCUCUGCCACUCAAACUUUUGUUGAAAAAUUAUCACGUGCUUACACUCCAAACAUUUCAAAAUGUGGUAUGUGCUAUCGUCCACUAAGUGAAGCUCCAAUAGCAAAACAACAACCAAAUCAUACUAUGGCACUUGAUACAUUAAUUGUAUACCAAUGUAAUCAUACUUUUCAUUCUGAAUGUCUUGGAAAACAUAAAGUUUGUCCAUUAUGUUCAAAAGAAAAAGAACGAAAGAAAUUACCAUCAUCAUUAACUAGCAAUAAUAAUAAUAUCAAUAAUAAAACAGUACAUCAACAACAACAACAACAAAAAGAAAAAGAAAAAGAAAAAGAAGAUGAAGAAUUAUUAGAUGCUGUCAAAUUUGAUGUAUCAAAAUAUGAAAAAGAGAAAACUCAAAAGGAAACUGCUAAAUAUAUGGAAAGAUUAGAAAAUUAUUCAAAAUUAAAUAGACGUAUUGGUUAUAGUAAUUAUACUGCUUUUAAAUCUUUUGAAAGUCAUGAUAAAGAACAAAAAAGUCAAAAACCAAAAGGUAGAGUACAACAACAUAUGCAACAACAUCAACAACAACAACAACAACAACAAAAACAAAGACAAAGAAGAUAA
This is a messenger RNA of Dictyostelium discoideum AX4, 5256 nucleotides long. RefSeq names its product RING zinc finger-containing protein (gene vps8). Lineage: Eukaryota; Evosea; Eumycetozoa; Dictyosteliales; Dictyosteliaceae. Bases 1 to 5256 code for a protein of 1751 amino acids. The transcript is spliced from 2 exons. The record is from RefSeq and is a predicted model, not a curated record. Gene Ontology annotation, biological process: protein targeting to vacuole.